Molecule: messenger RNA, 1212 nt
Organism: Nipponia nippon (crested ibis)
Lineage: Eukaryota; Metazoa; Chordata; Aves; Pelecaniformes; Threskiornithidae
Source: RefSeq, a predicted model, not a curated record
AUGGCACCAGGCUGGACCGUGCUGGUGAUGCUGGUGCUGGUGCUGAGCACCCUGCGGGUGUGCGGGGCCGUGCCGCCGCCGGAGCCGGGGCAGCAUCGCGGCCUGCAGUGGGUCUGGGGGGUGGCCGGGCAGGCGCAGGCUGAGCCCCUGCCGUUCUCCCGCAGGAAGAGGGCUGAUGGCGGGCAGCAGCCCAGCGCCACCGCCGCCACGCCGGGGCAUGGCCACGCCGCCACUGUGACGCCCAGCAGCGACGACACCGAUUCCCCCGAGCCCGACCUGCUGCUGGGCUCUGUGCCACCAGCAGAAUCUGGCUCCAAUGCGAGCCUGCACAGGGUACUUGUGGUGCUGACCACAGCCGAUCCCUUGGAUGAGACCGAUUCCCCUGAUCCUGACCUGCUGCUGAGCUCUGCGCCACCACCAGCACCCAGCACCAACACCAGCCUGCACCGGGCACUGGCAGCGCCGACCACAGCCGAUCCCCUGGAUGAGACCGAUUCCCCUGACCCUGACCUGCUGCUGAGCUCUGCACUGUCGGCAGCACCCAGCACCAAUGCCAGCCUGCACUGGGCACUGGCGGUGCCGACCACAGCCGAUCCACAGGACGAGACUGAUUCCCCUGAUCCCGACUUGCUGCUGGGCUCUGAGCUGACGGCGGAGCCUAGCAGACAGGCAGCACCCCAAAACAUCACCACCAUCCCCAGCCGGCUCACGUUGCCCAGCGAGGAGGGGACGGUGGCCGGUGACAUGGACAGCAGCUCCUCCACGGAGCCACACUCGGCGACCUCCCCAGCCCUUGGCCCCAUGACCACGGGUUACAAGAAAGGCAAGAAAGCCGGAGCCUCCCCCGCCCCGACUCAUUCAACCCCUUGGGACAAGAAGCCCAGGGGGACCGCAGUGCCGGUCCCCUGGGACCCCAGCAGGGUGAUGGGCAAGUGCCUGCUGGCCAUCCUGCUGCUGGCGCUGGUGGCCGCCACCUUCAUGGUGUGCACGGGGGUGCUGGGCGCCCUGCUCUGGCGGCGGGCGCGGACGGCACACCGCCAGCUCAGCCACACCGAGAUGGUCUGCAUCUCCUCCCUGCUGCCUGACGGCGAGAUGGCCGCCAACGGCCCCAAGCCUGGCCUGGCCCGGCGGCCGAAGCUGCUGCUUGACGGUGGCUCCGAGGCCGACGGUGACAACCUGACGCUCAGCAGCUUCCUGCCAGAGCACUCCUGA